This is a messenger RNA of Trichomonas vaginalis G3, 1224 nucleotides long. RefSeq names its product succinyl-CoA synthetase beta-subunit. Lineage: Eukaryota; Parabasalia; Trichomonadida; Trichomonadidae. The record is from RefSeq and is a predicted model, not a curated record. Gene Ontology annotation, cellular component: succinate-CoA ligase complex; mitochondrion. Gene Ontology annotation, molecular function: ATP binding; succinate-CoA ligase (ADP-forming) activity. Gene Ontology annotation, biological process: succinyl-CoA metabolic process; tricarboxylic acid cycle. The transcript has a single exon. The coding region runs from base 1 to 1224 and encodes 407 amino acids.
AUGCUUAGCUCAAGCUUCGCACGUAAUUUCAACAUUCUCGAAUGGCAGUCCAAGGAAAUCUGCGCCAAGUACAACGUUGCCGCCGGUAUAAAUCUUGUCGCUCGUUCCCCAGAAGAGGCUGCUGAAGCAUUCAGAAAGAUGAAUCUCCCAGCUGCUGUUAUCAAGGCUCAGGUUUACUGCGGUGGCCGUGGCAAGGGUCACUGGUUGGAAACAGGCUUCAAGUCUGGUGUUCACUUCGUAAAGUCCGCUGAUGAGGCCGCCAAGAUCGCUAAGGAGAUGCUUGGUCACCACCUUGUCACAAAGCAGACAGGCAAGGACGGCCUUCUCUGCCAGGCUGUUAUGCUUUCAGACCCAGUCGAAGUCAAGCGCGAACUUUACUUCGCAAUUCUCCUCGACCGCCAGACACAGUCCCCAGUUGUCAUCGCUUCCACAGAGGGUGGUGUUGAGAUCGAAGAGGUCGCUGCUCAUCAUCCAGAAAAGAUCCAUAAGUUCGUCCUCGAUGGUGUUGAAGGCAUCACAGAGGAAGUUGCUAAGAACAUCUCUACAAAGCUUGGCCUUACAGGCAAGGCUUAUGACAACGGUGUUGUCGAAAUGCAGAAGCUCUGGAAGCUCUUCGUUGGCUCCGAUGCUACACAGGUCGAAGUUAACCCACUCGCCGAAACAACAGACGGCCGCAUCAUCACAGUCGAUUCCAAGUUCAACUUCGAUGAUUCCGCUCACUACCGCCAGAAGCAGAUCUUCGGUUACCGCGAUCUCAAGCAAGUCAGCCCAUUCGAAAUCCGCGCUGAGAAGUAUGGUCUUAACUACGUCCCACUCGAUGGUAACGUUGCUUGCCUCGUUAACGGUGCUGGCCUUGCUAUGGCUACAAUGGAUGUCAUCAAACUUGCUGGUGGCGAUCCAGCUAACUUCCUCGAUCUCGGUGGUGCUGCUUCUGAGGCUGCUGUUACAGAGGGCUUCACAAUCAUCUCACAACAGUCCCACGUCAAGGCUAUCCUUGUCAACAUCUUCGGUGGUAUCGUUCGUUGCGAUAUGGUCGCUGCUGGUGUCAUCGCUGCUUUCAAGAAGGUCGGUCUCAAGGUCCCACUCGUUGUCCGUCUCGAGGGUACAAACGUCGAGGCAGGCAAGAAGCUCAUCCGCGAAUCUGGUCUCCCAAUCAUCUCAGCCGAUAACCUUACAGAUGCAGGUGAGAAGGCUGUUAAGGCUGCCAAGGGCGAAAAGUUCUAA